Molecule: messenger RNA, 2929 nt
Organism: Danio rerio (zebrafish)
Lineage: Eukaryota; Metazoa; Chordata; Actinopteri; Cypriniformes; Danionidae
Source: RefSeq, a predicted model, not a curated record
GCGAGUGACGCUCUGGUUCCCCAGUAUGGGCAGUGUGGGCAGCGGGGUGGCCGGUGAGCAGGAGUUUGCCAUGAAGAGCGUGGGCACACGCACCACCCUCCCUCGUGGCCCGCCGCUGUCCCGCCGUGGACCCUCUGACCGCAGCUGCAGCGCCGAGCGGCUCCACCCGCACCCGUCCACAUCCGAGGGCUCCAGCGACGAGAGAGGAGGCAGCAGCACCACCACUGACAGAGUCCUAGAGCGGGGACAGCUCAACAUGGAGAGGGUUCCUGCUAACCUGGACGCUCUGGAGGGAACUGCAGCGGGCCGGCGGGACGGGCACAGAUCCGGCAGAGGAGUGUCUCUGGAUGCUUGCGGUAAUGUUGUGGGUCACGGAGCGGAGAAGAACCAUGACGGUGCAGCACCGCUGAAAAGCAGAGAUGGAAACAUCAGCAAAAGAGACGGUCGCACACCUCCCAAAAUACUCACCGUCUCUGGAAAACUGGAGCAGAACACCUCUGCUCUGGUUCGACCGUCCGCCUUUAAACCCGUGGUGCCCAAGAGUUUUCACUCCAUGCAGAAUCUGGUUGGUCAGUCUGGAAGCGGUGGCGGUCGCUCUGCUGGAUCGGGUGGAGGCUCGGACGCCCCGCAGUCUCUCUGUGAGCAGGACAGUCCUGAGCGAGACCCUUCAGGGGGAAACGAUGGCCAGGGCGGCAUGUCUGACUCCGGACGCAACUCUCUAACCAGCCUGCCCACGUAUGCAGGUCCCAGUUUGAGCUACGGCCCCGCUCAGGCCCUCGGGCCCCUCAGUGCCUCCACCAGUCACAUCAACAGACUAAGCUCUGCUGCUGCCCCGCUGGAGAAAGGGGAGAAACCCAAAUAUCAGAACGGGCUGAGCGUGUCUGACAGCGGGCAGUCGUCCUCCGGGAAGAGCUGCUUAUCGUAUCACAGACUCUGCCAUCUGACGGAGCCCAGCGCAACCGUCCAGCCCUCGCCCUCCACCGACGACAUCAUCCAGGACUUGGAGGACCGGCUGUGGGAGAAGGAGCAGGAGGUGAUCCACAUGCGGCGUAAUCUGGACCAGAGUGAGGCGGCCAUCGCUCAGGUGUUUGAGGAGAAGCAGCGCGUGUGGGAGCGGGAGAUGGAGGAUCUACGACAGAACUAUGCCGGCCGGCUCCAGCAGGUCACACACCGGGCCCAGCGCACGCAGCAUGCCCUGCAGACACACAUCGCACGCCUGCAGCAGGACAAGGGCCGCCUGCAGGAGGAGAUCAGCGCACUGCUGGCCCAGAGAGAGGAACUUGAGCGCAAGUGUCUGGACUACCGCAAGGAGCAGGCCGACAUACUGCCCCGGCUGGAGGAGACCAAGUGGGAGCUGUGUCAGAAAGCAGGUGAGAUCUCUCUACUUAAGCAGCAGCUCCGCGAGAGCCAGAAUGAGGUGACGCAGCGGGCCGGAGAGACGGUGGCUCUCAGGGGUCAAAUGAAGGAUCUGAACGCCCAGCUGAAGGAGCGCGAGGACACCAUGAUCGGCCUAAAGGACUCGUACAACAGCAAGAGCCGAGAGCUGGAGAGAUGCGAAGGAGAGCUGAAGAGAACACUGGCGGAGGUGUCGAUGUUGCGUGAUAAGCUGGUGGUGUUCGAGUCUGAGGUUGUGGGUCUGAAACGGGCUCUGAAUGAGCUGAGCUGCAGAAGCGAUCACACCGCGGUUCUGAGCUCCAUCAGCGGCAGCAGCAGUUUACCGUGGGCCGGACUACACUCGCCUAGAACCCCCGAACCCUUAUCUGUGCUCGGCUCCACGGUCGAAACCUUCCUCAGCUUGCAGAGUGACGAAGCCAAAGCGCAGCGGCAGGAGGCGGGAGAGCUGCGGCGUCAGCUGGAGCGGCUGCAGGGCGAGCUACACCUGGAGAAACAGCAGAGAGAGAGGCAGGCGCUCACCUUUGCGCAGGAGAGACACACCUGGCAGGACGAGAAGGAGCGCGUGCUGAAAUAUCAGGCGCAGCUGCAGCUCAGCUAUGUAGAGACGCUGCAGAGAAAUCAGGCGCUGGAGGAACGUGUCGGACAGCUUGGAGCCAAAAUGGCGCCAGGAUCACCACCACCUAUCAGCCUCUCCAUCCCCGUCCCAGUGACCGUCACUCUGUCACCAGAUGAGCUGAAACCGCCUGUCCUGCAUCAGCUGGCGCCUCCAUGGCCAGGCCCGUCCCGGUUGGAGAGGAUCGAGUCCACUGAGAUUUAGACUUUGUAAAAGACAAUCGACGUCUGUUCAGCGGAGACGCUUCUGUUUCUGAAGACCUGAAGAGGAAGGAGAAAUACACACUGAGUUUUUCAUCUUGUUUCUAGUCCAAAUAUCUAAGAAUACUGAAAUCAAGAAGCAUUUUCUGGAGAAGUAUAAAAUAUAAUCUUGUAUUCAGAAAUAAUGAGUUUUUUUGUUCAAACUAAAUAAAUUGUGAAAUAAUGUUGCUUGUUAGUUUUAAUUAAGUUUAUUUUACUUACUCCAUUAUUAAUUUGCUUGCCGUAAGGAUAAACUCACCUAAUUAGGACUCAUUAUUUCUGAAAACAAAACAAUAUUUUUUGUUUGUCUAUAAAAUGCUUCUUGAUUUAAGAUUUUGUAGAUAUUUGCACUAAAAACAAGACAAGGAAACUCUAAGAAAAGCAUUUUUAACAGUGCAGCUUUUGGUUAUGGAAGAAAUGCACAUUUGUUUGACAUCACACUGUAAAAAAUAUCUGUAAAUGAGCAGUUUUCAGUAUUUUGUGAUUCAUGUUUUUUAUUUUUCCCUGUUUAUUUCUGCUUUUUAAUUGCAUUAUGGGAUCUUGAUCAUUCUUGCAACAACUUUUAACCUUGAAAACGGACUUGUGCAGUUGUUUGUAGUGUCUGGGUUGGUGUUGUAUAUUACACUACAGAAACCUUGUAAUAAACUGCAGCACAUUUUCUGUUAUUUUACACACUUAUUUC